GAAGAUUGGGGGGGAGACGAAUAGAGGGCAAAUAGAUAGGGAUUAGAGCGAGAGAGAGUGCAAGGUGGUAGGUCCCACGUCGACACCCUCCCAAGCUGUCUUGCUUUGUUUGAGAACUCUCGAAGACAAAAGGGUCUCUUGCUUUUUCUCUUUCCCCUUUUUUCUCCUACUCUCUUUGGCUGCUGCUCAUGGCAAAUCAUGAUCCCUCUCCUCAUUCCCCAAGUCCGCCUCCUCCUCCAUCUCCUCUCCCCUCAUCCCUCACCAGCAAAAACAACUGCAAUUAAUGAAGUUAAUAUCUUAUUUCCUAUCCCUUAACACUUGUCUUUCUUUUGGUAUCAUUUCACUCUGUGCACAUCCUCUUCCUCCUCCUGCCACCCUCUCAUUCUCUGCUCUCUAAUCGUUUGGUUGUUUUUGUAUAGAUUCUUUGCUUUCUCCGAAACACCCCAAUUCCUCUCCUUUCUAUCUUCUUCUCUGUCUCUGUAUAUAGAGCCCAACCCAAAGCCCAAACCUUCCCCCAAAGUGCAUGCUCCAUCCUAUCCCACCACCGAUUUCAACACCUUCUUGGCCCAUCUAGGGUUUCUCUUUUAUUUUUUUUUUCCUCACUCUUUCUCUCUCUUUUUCCUUUCCUUUUUUUUAUUAUGAUUCUUAGGAUUAUUGUGUCCGCCUCUCCGCUUUCCGAUCUUUUGCUUUCCUGUCAAAAAUAAUCCAACCACCACCCCUGUUGUUUGAUUCCCUUAAAUCCCAUUCCCAAUGGAUUCUGGGUAUAUUUCUUUCCCUCCAAUUCUAGGGUUUUUCUAGGGUUUUAUCAUUAAAACCAUGUCUUUUUAGUCUCUCUGUUCUGGGGUCAACUUUAUUAUCACUUGAUUUCAUUCGUUUCUAAAAUUUUUCAUCAUCUUUUCUUUUUGCCGUCCGAACAAUCUUCCACCUUUUUCUUUUUUUUACCCCUUAAUAUCGCUGGAAUUGAAUCGGGUUAUCUGGGGUUAUGGCGUAUCAGCCGAUUCCGGGUCCGAGCUCGGGGUCGAGCUCGAGUUCUGGCUUUCAAUACAUAAAUUCCCCUUUUGGAGAUACAACAUACACCAAGGUCUUUGUUGGGGGACUUGCUUGGGAAACGCAAAGCGAAACCAUGCGCCGCUAUUUCGAGCAAUUUGGUGAAAUUCUGGAGGCCGUUGUCAUCACUGAUAAGAACACUGGCCGUUCCAAAGGAUAUGGUUUCGUGACUUUCCGGGAUCCAGAGGCUGCUAGGAGAGCCUGUGCUGAUCCGACUCCAAUUAUUGAUGGCAGGCGCGCUAAUUGUAAUUUGGCUUCACUUGGCCGACCUCGUCCUCCAGUUCCUUACGGUAUCAUCUCUAAUUUGUCCGGACGCUUGAGACCAGCUUCUCCAUACAUUGGAGGUGUACAAGCUACACGAGGGGCAUAUGUUGGAAGUUUUGGCUACCAGCCACCACUCUCUUACAGCUAUCAACAAGGAUUGAUGUACCCUUCUUAUGGGUAUCCGACCUAUGGACAUGAAUAUCUAUAUCCACAGGUUAAUGGCAUUCUAAAGUGCAAUGUUCUGAAAAUCUUAUUUAACUUCAUUAGAGUAAGUAAUGCUCAUGUUCUGAUACUGAUUUAUUCCUUGUUUUUGCAUGCUAUCAUCUAUGGACAGGGUGUUUACAACCCUUAUGCAGCUCAGCAGUACCUUCAGAUAUAUGGAGUACCUGGAUCAGCAGGCACAGCUCUCUAUCCCUAUGGACAACUGGGUCAGACUGUUCCUAGCGGACAUGGUUAUUCAGCUGUACAGGGAUAUGCAUUGCCAAGUCAUCAAAUAGUGCAGUUUGGUGGACCCAGUGCUAAUGCAAUCACGACUUCUGCAAUGCCCACAAUCCAAACUCCUUAUCCUGGAGGUAUGGCAACACCAGUUCCAGCACAGCCACAGUUUAUAGUUACUACUCCUUCUCAGUUUAUGCAAGGUAGCGGUUCUGACCAAACAACUGGGUGAGGAGUUGAUCAAGGUAUCCUUAGAUUGCAGCAGGACUAAGAGCAGCGGAACUGCUACUUGAGUGGCGGGCUUCGGAUCUAGCCUUGCAAACUAUUUAUUUUGCAUUCUAGAGGUCAUACGUAGUCAUGCUCACCAGAGAAGUCAUAUUGUCUGAGUCGCUCCAGAUGGUGGAGAAGCAAUACGGAGGAUGCAGAAAGCUCUUCCUUUACCCUGGUGUAUCUAAAUUCUAAACCACAUAUACUGCAGGCGCUCGGGUUGGGUGGCUGGCAGUCAUGGAUUUAUGGAUGCUGGAAUGGGUUUCUAGCAACCAUAUAGGAAUAAAAUGGUGUAAAAAUACUUGUUAGAAUCAACAUAUGAUUCUUUUAUAGUCUAGUCCCAGCAUUUGGGUGUAUAGAUAGUCUCUGGUGUCUGGUGGUGUCCUGCAUUGUAUGUAGACAUGGUUCUAGUUUUGUGCAUAUUAGUGGUAGGGGGGUCAUUGGACACACGAAAACUCUUGCAUUUUAUGAAUUAUUAUGAGAGCCUGACUUCAAAGCAUGGAGGAAGCUCCGGAUGCAUUUUCUUUGAAAUGGAAAGACCAAAAAAGAAAAAAAAAAUGGUGUGUACAAA
This is a messenger RNA of Theobroma cacao (cacao), 2584 nucleotides long. RefSeq names its product RNA-binding (RRM/RBD/RNP motifs) family protein. Lineage: Eukaryota; Viridiplantae; Streptophyta; Magnoliopsida; Malvales; Malvaceae. Gene Ontology annotation, molecular function: RNA binding. The record is from RefSeq and is a predicted model, not a curated record.